CUUUCGCUCUUGAUUCUUUCUACCACUGCGCUCAGACUUGCCAUAAGAUUUUCGUCUCCCAUUCUAUGAGGAGUACGUCUGAUCCUGAUAUCAAGCUUCUGAGAUUUCCAAACCGCGGUCACCUGCACAAUUACCGACAUUAUCCCGAGGAAACGGGCUGAUGACCAUUCUACGAACAUGGCGUAUUGCAUCUAAGUGCCGAGUCUUAUAUAUACCGAAGGCUCAAGUCUUCCCAUCCCUUCUAUUUUGCCAUGUUACGAUUCCUUCGAGCAUUUUUGUUUCCCUUUCUCUUGAUUUGGUGGACUGCUUUCUCUAAUGCUGCACUGGGUCCUCGGAUCCCAAACGGAUUUGUUACCACCCAUGGUCGAAACUUUGUACUUGACGAUGAGCAAUUUGCAUUUAUUGGAGCCAAUUCUUAUUGGCUUCCGCUUCUCACCGCAAAUGAGGACGUCGAGGCCACCUUCCAGGAAAUGGAAAAUGCUGAUGUCAAGGUGCUUCGAACAUGGGGAUUUAAUGCUAUCAACGGUUCUGAGCUAGCCGGCGCUCUGAAGUCUGGCCUUACUUAUUAUCAGGUGUGGAAUAGUUCUGAAUGGGUAUUGAACGAUGGACCACAGGGGCUGCAGCGUUUGGAUAAUGUCAUCAAUACGGCUGGAAAACAUGGAAUUAAAGUCAUACUGACCUUCACGAAUAAUUGGGUUGGCUAUGGUGGAUGCGAACUCUAUAUUAACUGGAUAACAGGAGCAUCCCAGACACACGAUGUUUUCUAUUCAGAUCCUCGUAUUAUUGCCUCUUAUCAACGCUACGUCAAGGUUCUCGUAGAAAGAUACAAGGACUCACCGAAUAUAUUUGCCUGGGAACUCAUGAAUGAAGCUAGAUGUCUGGGAGAUCUUCCUGGCGGUCCUAAUUGCGUUCCAACAAGUGGGCUCAUCAGUAGAUGGUACAAGCAACAAGCAGACUUUGUUCGAAGCCUUGACCCCUUCCAUAUGAUUACCACUGGCGGUGAAGGCCAGUUCAACUGGAGCAAGCCUAAAUACUAUUGGUAUAAUGGAAGUUUUCUUUCUGACUACAACUAUAAUGGGGAAGCCGGGGAAAACUUCGAUCUCGACCUGACUUUCGACAAUAUUGACUUCGGAACGUAUCAUAUGUACCCCCAGUCUUGGUAUACAGAACUGGACACACCGGGGUCCAAUUUCACCGUAAAGCAAUGGGGUCAUAAUUGGAUCAGCCAACAUUCAAACGCUAUACGUCAAGUCGAGAAGCCGCUGGUAUUGGAGGAAUUUGGUGUUACCGGAAUCGCCAAUAAAACAAACAUCUAUCCCGCAUGGGUAGACCUAGCAUUGAAAACGGGGCAUUCUAUCAUGCCUUGGCAGUGGGGUCAGCUGGAUCUAAUCGAAGGGAACCGUGUGAUUAAGUACACCGAUGAAAUUCUUGACGGUGCAUCGCCAAAUGAUGGUUAUGCGAUCUAUAAAAACCAAACCGAACUCUGGGACAUCUUCAAGAGUGCAGCAAAAGUACAAAACGCCCGGUCUUGGAUUAUGGAAUAGUAAAAGUGCUAUCGAGAAGUGCACGUUACAUAUGUCAAGGCUUGUCCUUCCUAACUGUCAUACGGCAAUAAUUUUAAACGUUUAACGUCAAUCCCUGUUCAUAAACUUGAUAGUGCCGCGAAAUUUAAUUAUCUUUGAUACAAGCUUGAAGA
Messenger RNA from Guyanagaster necrorhizus, 1696 nucleotides. RefSeq names its product glycoside hydrolase. Gene Ontology annotation, molecular function: mannan endo-1,4-beta-mannosidase activity. Bases 252 to 1544 code for a protein of 430 amino acids. The record is from RefSeq and is a predicted model, not a curated record. The transcript is spliced from 17 exons. Lineage: Eukaryota; Fungi; Basidiomycota; Agaricomycetes; Agaricales; Physalacriaceae. Gene Ontology annotation, biological process: polysaccharide catabolic process.